AAAAGAUACGUAAUGGAUACAUGUUUUGUUUUCUGAUCUCUGUCUCUGUUUACAAUUAUUAACAAUUUGAUUUGAACGUUGUUUUAUGUUGUUUCUCUAUUAAUUUCGAUGUGUUUAUUGUUCGUUUUUUUAAAUACGUAACAGAAGAGGUGAAACGAGGGUGCAAUAAUGUCUGGCAAUCGCUGGAAAAAAGCAAUUUUAUUCUGGGAAAAAAAUAAUCAAAGUAAACUACCCAGUCAAAGGUUAAGUAUAACUAAAUCGCUAUUCGAAUCAGCCGAAAAUGGGGACACAGAGAAAAUAAAAGACAUCUUAGACAAAGCAGUAAUUAAUAUUAACACAAAAUUAGGAAGCGAAACAAUCCUACAUGUUGCCGCUUUCAACGGACAUGCAAAUUUAGUGGAUUUUCUCUGCAAAAAUGGUGCUCAGAUCAACAAACGAGAUCAUGACAAUUUGUCUCCUCUUUGUAUCUCUGUUUUGAAAAAUCAUUUGGAAGUGGUCAAGGUUCUUCUGAAUCAUGGAGCUGAUCCAGAAGGCUCCUUCAGAAUUUCACUUGACCUCCAGUCUAAAAGCAUUUCCUCAAUUCUUGUUCAAUACGGGACCUUGUUCGACACAUGUAUAUCCACUUGCUCUGAUUCCUCCUUGUUGGAUCAAUUUUCCAAUAUUUUUUUAAGCUCGCCAAAUAUCGAUCUCAAUGCUAGAACAGCCGGGACGAUAUGUCUUUAUCACUGGGAAAAGGGUUUGACGCCUCUUCACCUGGCUGUCGACAGAGGGAAGGAAAGCCUGGUGCAAAAACUGAUUGGCUUCGGGGCUAAUGUCAAUGCAAAAUCAGAGACAAAGCUGACACCCCUGGAUUUAGCAGUCAGAAACGAUCAUCUGAGAAUUGUCGAGUGUCUUUUAAAUAAUGGCGCAGAAGUGAGACACUCGUCUGCUGUUGAUACGGGAUUACUUUUCGUCUCGGAAAAGGCAUCAUUCGUAAGGAAUGAUCCUCGUUCGCAGGAAGAUUUUACAGUUUUGGUGAGAAUAACGGAAAUUCUCUUGAAGAACAGAGUUGCUGUAAAUUGUCAUGAUUGUAAAGGUUUUACGCCACUACAUUAUGCGGCUUGUGUCAAUGAAUUUCGGCCGGAAAUAGUCAGACUUCUUCUCGACCAUGGCGCUGAUGUCAAUGCUGUUAAUAAAAAUCACGCUACACCUAUUUUUUAUACAAAGAAUGAGUUGAUUCUUGAACUGCUGAUAGAGAGAGGAGCAAAUAUCAAUUAUGUGUCCACUACGUUAUUUACACCUCUUUCGCACAUGUUUAAUUGCGAUCGAUUAUCAUGUGUGGAUCUUCUUUUGAAGAGAGGAGCUGAUGUCAGUAUUCAGAACUCUGAAGGGAAAACCAUUCUAGACAUUUAUGAACCUCGUUACUUUUAUGAAAAUCUUGAAAUCCUCGAGAAUUUAGUUAACUCUGUAUCUGAUCUCAAUUUUGUGAUUCGUUAUCUUGGAAAGUCUAAUCUGCCUCCGAAGUUGAUUGACACUUUGGCUGCCCUGGUUGUCAAGAGAAAAGUGGCUAAAGGAAUUAGCAUCGAUAUGGAAAUGUUAGAACCGGAUUAUCCAUUUGGUAUUUACCGGUAUUUCCGUUCAAGAGUUCCGAUUUGUGAAACCGAAAUUCAGAGAAUGAAAGCGAGGAAGAUUCAUCUUCAGGAUUUCACUUGCUUCGAUAUUUUAGAUAUGCCGAUCAGCAAGCUUUUGAAUUAUGUCGAAAGGGAAGAACUUCAGAAAUUGGUUUCUGAUAAUAUUGAGGGAGAUUUUCCGAUUUAUGCUGAGAUGUUUAAAAGGCAUGUUGAAAAAGCAAGACACCGAAGAUCUUUAAUUGGUUUGAAUGCAGAAGCUUUUAAGAGAUUAAUCCACCAACUUCAUAAGUUAAAGUUGCCUGAUCUUGUUGUUUAUCAAAUAAUUCCGAUGUUAAGUAACAAGCAUUUGAUUAAUCUGGCGCAAGUUUUGUCUGUGUGUGAUAAGGAUGGCUUUAUAAGAUAGUGAGAAAUAUAUUUUAUAUUACAA
Belonocnema kinseyi is the source of this 2037-nucleotide messenger RNA. RefSeq names its product poly [ADP-ribose] polymerase tankyrase-1-like. The transcript has 2 exons. NCBI's taxonomy places the organism in Eukaryota, Metazoa, Arthropoda, Insecta, Hymenoptera, Cynipidae. Gene Ontology annotation, molecular function: transcription cis-regulatory region binding; protein binding. Gene Ontology annotation, biological process: positive regulation of transcription by RNA polymerase II. Bases 169 to 2013 code for a protein of 614 amino acids. The record is from RefSeq and is a predicted model, not a curated record. Gene Ontology annotation, cellular component: nucleus.